AUGGCGGCACAGGGGGCGUUGGCGGAUGGUGCAGCUGAGGCUGGGGUAGGGGAAACUGGUUUAUGGGAGGACGCUGCUGCUGUGGAGCCGGGUUUGACGCUGCGGGUGGAGACUGUUGUGGCUGCGGUGGCAGAUACGACGGAGGCGGAGCGGGUGACGCACUGGCCUGCUGCCGAGACUGUUGCCGCCUUUGACGACGGCUUAAUCCCACCCGAUGCGGUGCAGCCGACGGCGACGCCGCCGUCGGCAGACGAGGGUCGAGCUGCAGAGGCGGUACAGGUGGAGCGGGGGCUGGCUGAUUCACCGGUGCCAGCAGUGGCAGAGUCCUUGCCAGCUCUCGAAGAGUCAGAGAUUGCUGCGGUCGUGGCUGAGGCAGCGAGGCGACAAGGACAACCCCCGAGCGAAGCAUCUGCGCCGACUGCCGCUGAGUCCGCCGGAACGCCUGCUGCUGCCGCGGCCGCAAGCACGCAGGCACACGGCCAGGCGGAGGGUGGAAGUGAGGGUCCCGCGAUCGUCGCCGCUUCCGGCACCGCCUCGGCGAGGAGGAAGACGAAGCUGCGCGCCCAGCCAACGCCGAGGCGGCCCGGAGCAGGGCUGGGACCUGGGGUCCCGGGACCCCUCCUGGGCUGGCUUCGACAAGGGCAGUCGCCACCAGGGCAAGCGCGUUUGCUGUCAUCUGCACCACAGCCUGCAAUGGGACCCGGCGCGAGGAGGAACACGGGUGAGACUGGUCAAGCACAACGGGGAGCCGAGCAGUCAAGUCCAAUGCAACAACCAAUUAUUACACCCUCGACCCAGCAAGCAACUCACCGCGAAACACGGAGCUCGAAGAGAGGUCGCGGAAUAGUGUGGGGUAGGCCGUCAGGGGCGGGACGAGCGACUAUGGCGACCCCCUGGGACCCGGCUGGCAGGGGUUUAAGGUCUGCACAGGAAAGCGCGAGGGGCGGUGGCGCCGGCGUACCCUCCGCGAUCCUCUGCGGAGGAAGAGGGGGAAGGGGAGGGACACGCGGAGGGGGAGUUCCUCUCCUAGGAGGAGAGGCUGCGAUCGCAAGAUCAGGCACGUGGCGUGAUCGCCACGACCGUCCAAAGCGUGUAGCUACGCUCGUGAAUGGGGGUGAGGAUGGUUCUGAUAACUCCCCGAAUGGGAGCGACUUUAUCCCGUCGCACUCUGAAGCAUCGGAGGAGGUCUCCCUGGGUGAUGACAAGAAUCAGAAUGUCUUGACGCAGAGGCGAGUGAGGAGGGGGGAGCAACGUGGUAUGCCACAUCCUUCCAACAUGCCAGCAGGACAGGCCGUAGAUGUGCUACCGCAACCAUCUAAGAAAUCGCCUGCGGACUUGGCAAAGGACGAGUCUUUCUGGCAUUUGGCUAGCACUUGGGACAUCGCGCCACUCCAGCGAGCGGACCAACCGUUUUUGGUGAGGCGGUUGCCCCCAAAGAUUCUGGAGAGCUACACCUUGUGUCUUCUGGCACCACUGCUGUGGCUGGCUACCCAUCCAGACUGUGUGGGGGCGUGGACUGUGCUGCAGUUUUUGCCCCGUUUGACCCUUCGACCUCUCCCAGAGCCGGUGGAAGGGAACCGCUGGAUCAAGAUUGAGACUCGGCUGCACCACUUCAGGCUCGGGGAUCUUGCCGAUCUCUACAGUGAGGCAUGCGCGAUCCCCGAUACUGGAGCCCCGACACGUCAUCAGCCAGACGAGGCAAGCCUGUGUGCAUGA
This is a messenger RNA of Closterium sp. Yama58-4, 1716 nucleotides long. Lineage: Eukaryota; Viridiplantae; Streptophyta; Zygnematophyceae; Desmidiales; Closteriaceae. The record is from the annotation of a GenBank genome assembly.